Leucoraja erinaceus (little skate) is the source of this 5162-nucleotide messenger RNA. Its product is annotated as regulator of G-protein signaling 17-like. The coding region runs from base 138 to 818 and encodes 226 amino acids. The record is from RefSeq and is a predicted model, not a curated record. The transcript has 5 exons. Lineage: Eukaryota; Metazoa; Chordata; Chondrichthyes; Rajiformes; Rajidae.
CGCGCUCCGCCACUGCGCGUCCCCGCCCGGUGCCGCGCCGGAGCGGCCGCCCGAAGCGGAGCCGAUGUGGGCGCAGGAGCCGGAGCCGGAGCCGCGGUGGCCGAGCCGAGCAGCGUCGGGUGGAGGGAGCCCAGUGCAUGGGUUCAGAACAAAGAGUAAUGGGAAAGAGAGCAGAACCGAGAAGCCAGGGAGACUGCACGGACGCACCACCAUCACCCAACCAGAGACCCAACACUUGCUGCUUCUGCUGGUGUUGUUGCUGCAGCUGCUCCUGCCUCUCCGCCCGAAAAGAUGAGAGAGAGGAGGUGACAGGAAAGCCCACAGAAGAGACCAGGAUGGAGAUCACGACUGAGACCAUUGAAUCUGCGGAGGAGAGUGGUACCAUGCCAUCACUGGAGGAGAUCACGUCGUGGACCCAGGGCUUCGACAAGGUGAUGGGGACAGAGGCUGGUAGGAACAUCUUCCGCCAGUUCCUGCGGACAGAGUACAGCGAAGAGAACAUGCUCUUCUGGCUAGCCUGUGAAGAGUUCAAAAAGGAAAAGAACGCAAAGGCAGUCGAAGAGCGGGCGAGGGUGAUAUACGAAGACUACAUCUCCAUUCUCUCCCCGAAAGAGGUGAGUCUUGACUCUCGGGUGCGAGAGAUCGUCAACAGGAACCUGCGGAAUCCAGGUCCUUUCAUGUUCGAGGACGCUCAACUCCAGAUCUACAGCCUCAUGCACAGGGACUCCUUCCCCAGGUUCUUGAACUCUGACUUCUACAAAUCCCUCGUGCAAAAACCACAGCCUUCCCCUGACACUACUCCCACCAUCGAGAGCUAAUCCCAGGACCCCCGAAAGAGCAAAGAAUGGAGGUUAAAGACAGGUUUGCACUCAAACACAUGUACAACACUAUCAUAGUACACCCUUACACACUUCUACAUCUGCACACAGUUACCAGCAAGUGUACCAGUUAACAUAUGCCUCUGUAAUAGUUAGACACACGCAGACACAAAACAUUACAGGAUUAACAAACCACACUGGCGUAGAUAAAGGCAAUGCAUUCACCUGAGCACACACAAAUGAUUUCUCCUGAACAUGUGCAAUUAGACCCAGAUACAUUCCUCUCUUUUUUCAUAUACACUUACAAACACACACUUGCUCUCAGUCUUGUGCAUACAUACUCAAGCACACACUCUCAUGAACAUAUACUUUCAUAUGCACACACCCAUGCAUACUCUCUCUCCCCUCUCUCUCCGUCACACGCAGGGCAGAAAGACAGACACACACACACAUGGAAAUACUAAUCAUUAACGAACGAGACGCGGUGAAAAGCCCAGGCACUGGGUUCCUGGAGACCCACAGUUUAGCUUUACUCAGGGUGUAGUGAUACGUUGAAUAUUGAGCUAUUUAAAAAAAAAAAGAAAAUAGAUAUAUAUUUAUUGGUUGAAAUAAAUCUUUUGCUCACUGCCUCAAACAGAAAUACAAAAAAAACUUAAGAAUGAUUUUUUUUAAAUAAAGCAGAAGCCAGGAUUAUUGUUCCCCAAAGAAACAUCGCGGUGAGCUGAACGUUGCUGGAGGUCACCUGGCCACCACCUUGAGAAACACUUAUCCCAGUUACCGGGCAGAUCGUGUCGGACCAGCAAAGCUCACACCGCCACCUAUUUCCCUGGGGAAGAUAGACCUCACACAGUGUGGUGCUCCUAGCAUGGAUUUUAAGUUAUCGGGGCAGGCUUGCUCACUAACUUUGUCUCUGCACCAGUUAUUGGUUUCCCUUGAACCGCCCAAAACGCACUAUGAAAAUGCUUUUUUUUGUGGUGAAGCAUUUUGGGACGUCUUGAGGUCAAGGAAAUGCAGUUUUUUUUUUACUUUUGUCUGUAGGAUUUAAUGAACUUUACUAAGCACAACAAAAAAAGUUUAACGUGUAGAUGUUUUCCUAAGGGAGAACCAAGAUGUCAUUGCCAGUAAGUCCGAGAUAUAGGGCCAUUCUAUCUCUUCAAAGAAACUGUGCAAAAAAUAUAUAUAUAGAUAGUAAGUAAAAGUCUGUAAAUCUCCAUAGUUUUUUUUGAUGAGCAAAUAUUUCUCUUCUCAUCUUUCCAGACGGGACCAGGUAACUUGUUUAUUUUUUAAACAGAGUUAAUGGUGAUACCAGCGUAUCAGGUAUUGGUUGGCAGCAGGUCAGAUCGCGUUUUAUUGAACUGCAGCUGCAUCUCCCAACAAGGGUAUUUAUUCUGCAGCUAAAAGCAAUGAGUGGAGGACACCGUCAAUCUGUCAAGAACAUAUGAUUAAGUUAUUAGCAAUUGGGGUGGGUGGGGGGAAUUGCGAGCAAGAUUGACAGGAGGAUUAUCCGAUUAUCUUUCAUCUCAAAUCUUGAAGUGUCACACAGUGUUACCCUUUAUUUUAAAUGGGUUCAUGCAUCCACUGGAAGGUAUGAUAGAGGUCGAUCAAAGAAUGCAUCUGUCACCAGCAGAGAUUUCAAGCCCAAAUAUUUUGCUUGUAUGUUGUUUAAAACCUGUAUGUAAUUUUCACUUUUUUAUUAAAAGCAUAUGAGUAUAUUUAUAUAACGAUACAUAUAUAUAAAUAUAUAUAUAUAUAUAUCUCAAGAAAGUGGGUUCUGGGCCAAAACUUUAUUGGAGUGGAAGGUGGAUGGAUGAGCGGUGGGGAUGGAUGUAUUGGGGGCGGGGGUUAAUAGGGUCGAGUUCAACACAAGCAUCGGGACAUCCUCACAGCAGGGACCUCCCUCCAUGUUAUUCUUGUAAGCGGGCAUGAGAUUGGGAGUUCAGAUGCCAUUUGUGUGCCCAUCUGGUGAAACUGAGUUUAGCAAAUGUGCUCAAUGCUCCCUACAACCAGUGUGAAUGGGUCGAAAAGCCCACUGCAUUCUUUGCCCUCGCCUUUCUGCUGUGCAUGGCACUGCCCAAUCUCUCAGAGGGGAUGAGGGAGCAAAGGCAAAUCUUUCCACCUCUCCCGAGAACUAAAAGAGAUAUACUUUCUCCAGUGCAUGAGUUUGCUUGCUGCCCGCACAGUGGUGGGAAUCUAAUCAUUCCCCUCAUUGUCUUCGAACCUCCCUACCGGUUGGCUGCUCACACUCGCAUACUCUCUAUUUGUUUAAUUGGAAAGCACUAUUUUGCUAAGCCUGUUUUCCAAGGAUAGUGCCAAUGUUUAAUUCACACGAUGGGGGCUCCACAGUUCCGCCUAGCAGUGGAUGGUGGAGCAGCAGGAAGCAAAUUUUAUCCAAGUGCAUGCCGAUGCAACAAUUCACAGGGGAAAUAAACCCUUUGGUUGAUCUUUAACUUUGAAAAAAUAUUUUGCUUUCAGAGAUGAGGUGAAGUUGAGAAGGCAGAAAUCCCAAGGAUCAAUUUAUCUCCCUCUGACUCACUGCACGACUUCUGCACGUUUCUUUGUUCAUAGACCUGGCUAUUAUUAUAGGGGAUGAUAGCGACGUCUCCUGGUAGGGUGAAAUCAGGUGGGAAUUUAUAACUAGCAGAUGGAGAAUGGGGAAGCUCUUUAGCAAGAUCUUUCAGAUUGUUAAACCACUACAAAACUCUUGAGCGAAAAACUGCUGGAUGAAUUCAGCGGGUCAGGUAGCAUCUGCGGUAGGAAAUGAACAGAUGACAUUCCGGGGUUGGACUUUUCUUCAGUCUGAAGAAAUCAAUUUCCUUCCACAGACGCUGCCUGAUCUGCAGAGUUCCUUUAGCAGUUUGUUUUUUUGCUCAGGAUUCCAGCAUCUCUAGUCCCUUGUGUCUCCAAUCUCUUGUGUCUCUACAAUAGAACUCAAACCUAUCGAGAGCAUUCCAUCGGCUGGUUGUGAACAAACCAGAGGGUAGCUGUGAGUUAUUGUAGCUGUUGGGUUCACUUAGCAUUCAGUCACUUGGACAGACAUCUAUUAGAGAAGGAAAGUGAUGCACUGGCAUUCAUAACAAGAUAUCUCUACAAAAGUAGAGAUAUCUUGCUCAAAUUAUUGAGGUUAUGGAGAGAUUGCCCUGGAAUGUUGUGCACACGUCUUGUCUCCAUAUCUAAGGAAGAAUGUACUUGCAAUAAGGGGAGUGCAGUAGAGGUUCACCAGGUUAACGUUUGGAUGGGGUGUGAAGGCAGGGUACGGGGGGUUGUCACGUGAGGAAAGAUUAAGCAGACAGGGCUUGAGAGGAAUGAAAAUUGAAGCAAAUAGUAUUCUUAUGGGGCUUAACAGGGUUGAUGUAGAAGUGAUAAUUGCCCUGGUGGGGUGUUCAAACCCAGGGGUAACAGUCUGAAAAUAAGGGGUUGGCAUUCAGAGGUAUGAGAUGAAUUGUUUCAAUCAGGGCACUGUGUAUCUUUCAAAAUCUCUACCACGACAGCUGUGGAAACUGAGUAUAGUAAUGACAGAUCAAUGAAUUUAUUAAUAUUAAUCCAGGGGUUUGUGCAGGAAAUUUAAUUGAUGUAAUAGACUAGUUAUGAUCUUAUUAGACAGCAGAGCAAGGAGCAGGGUCUCACAUUCCCAUCAACUCCCCCCUCCGAUUCCACCACUCACCUACACACCAGUGCCAAUUUAUGGAAGUCAAUUGACCUAAAACCUGCACAUUUUUUAAUUGUGGGAGGAAACCACAGAGCCUGAAGGCAACCCAGGGAAAACACGCAGACAGCUCCGGAGGUCAGGAUCGAACUGGGGUGCAGUAACUGUGAGGCAGUGUCUGCAUGCUGCAUGUCAUUAUCUUUUGUAUUUAGGUCUAAAGUGUUGGUUCUGAAUUCCUUGUAUUUUCACCCACUGCUGCUUCCCUUUUUAACACACUUGACACGGUUAAAGAUCCCAUUGAUGUCCCUGGCUCAAUACACUGAUGGAGCUACUGUACAAUGUCCAUUCAGUCCUGCAACCUCUCGCCCCUCCCAUUCACUAUGCGACAAUCUCUGACAAUUAAACAAAGAUGUUCCAAGAAAAUAGCCAAUCUACGUUCUUAAAUCAGUGACUGUCUGCUAGCUGAGCCUCGAGUAGUGGACAGUUGCCUCCCAACUCCCUGGGUCCCUGCCAAUUGGACGAAAAUAAAUAGCUGAGCUACAAUUGAAUGCCAAUGCUUUAUUGCAGCCAAUGAAAAUGUCCUCCAACCCAUCCCAGAAAUGUGUAGGAAGGAACUGCAGAUGCUGGUUCACACCUAAGAUAGACACAAAAUGCUGGAGUAACUCAGCGGGACAGGCAGUAUCUCCGGAGAGAAGGAAUGA